Spodoptera frugiperda (fall armyworm) is the source of this 1367-nucleotide messenger RNA. RefSeq names its product adenosine deaminase-like protein (gene Ada). Gene Ontology annotation, molecular function: adenosine deaminase activity. The transcript has 7 exons. The record is from RefSeq and is a predicted model, not a curated record. Lineage: Eukaryota; Metazoa; Arthropoda; Insecta; Lepidoptera; Noctuidae. The coding region runs from base 282 to 1325 and encodes 347 amino acids. Gene Ontology annotation, biological process: adenosine catabolic process; inosine biosynthetic process.
UUUUCAAAGCUUUAUUCAUUGGUCAAAGGUGAAGUGUAUCAAAUAAAAAUUCAACCAAUGUCUCAUUACGCUGAUAAGACGUCGACUUGUGAUUGGCUGGAUACGAUUUCCAAAGAUAACUAUGAUGUUAUACCUCAACUACUUUGACAGUAAUUGACAGUAUAGUUUUCCUUGUUGUUUUGAUUGUUGACUGAUUUAUGAAAUUCAGAUUCUGAUUGAAGUGCGGAAAGUUUUAGAAGAUUACCGGCUGUGCUCAUUGUUAUUACCAUAAUUAUUGAACCAUGGAUUCUGAUUCGUUCUUUUUCGAGUUACCAAAAGUUGAAUUGCAUGCACAUCUAAAUGGUUCUCUAAGUCCAGCUACGAUGCUCCAGCUGAAGAGGUUUCACGCUGAUUCUGGUCUUGAAGACAAAACGAAUGCUUUCUUUGAUGAAUUUCAAAUCGGUGCCGGCGACACCAGAAAUCUGACGGAUUGUUUCCAAGUAUUCAACAUUGCCCAUUCGCUGACAAGCACUCCUGAUGCUCUGACUAUAGCAACGAGGCUGACACUUCAGGAAUUUCAAGAUGAUGGCUGCUGUUACCUUGAGCUCAGGAGUACUCCUCGUGACACCCCACACAUGACUAAAGUCCAGUAUAUUGAAACUUUGGUCAAGGCUAUACAAAAGUCUUCUCUCCAUCUAUCAAUUAUUACCCGCCUCAUCAUCUCAAUCAAUAGAAAAUCACCAAUCGCAGAAGCUGAAGAAAUAGCUGCACUAGCUGUAGAGUACUACAAGAAGCACCCAGAUGUGAUAGUUGGUAUAGAGUUAAGUGGGGACCCUAUGGCAGGAACAUUCCAGAGUUUUGUACCAGCAUUGACACAAGCUCGGAAUGCUGGUCUGAAGGUAUCACUACAUUGUGGAGAAGUUUGCAACCCUGCUGAAGUGAUGGAAAUGCUUAAAUUUAAGCCAGACCGCCUUGGCCAUGGUACUUGUAUUCAUCCCAAAUAUGGAGGGACUGAGGAAACAUGGGCAACCCUUUGUCAAUUAAAAAUACCUGUUGAGGUCUGUCUUACUAGCAAUGUGAAUACUAAAUCGACACCGGACUAUGAGUCUCAUCACUUCAAGCUUUUUUAUGAUGCUGAUAUACCUACUAUUAUUUGUACCGACGAUAAAGGCGUAUUCUCAACAUCACUGGCUCAAGAAUAUAAAAUCUGUGCUAAGACCUUUUCUUUAACUUCAUCACAAACCGCAAGAUUGGCGCUAAAUGCAUGCCAAUACAUUUUUGAUGAUAGUGUUCGUAAAACGCUCAAUGAUAAAGUACUUAAUUUUAUUGGAAAGUAUUCAUUGUAAUUAUGAUUCUUGGAAUAGAAUUAAACAGGGUUUUACUAAAUA